CCUACAGCUACACCCGUUUGAGAGGGGAAACUCCUCCUGGGCUCGUCCUCACUUGCAGCUGGACCAGCCACCGGCUGUGCCCUAAGGAGCAGACCCUAUUAUUAAGAAAGGGGCUGAACUUCCAGACAAAAUGAACCAAUCAGCGUCGCAUCCGUCAAUGAGAUAACUGACUCCAAAGAGUUCCUUUCGCUCCACUUAUUAACUUGUGUUUUCUCUCCGUGUUCGCUUCGGAGACAACCAGCAGCCAGCCCCGAGGAGAGCCGUCUCCUGCCAGGAAGCGACAUGAAGCGGCUAGACGAGCACAUCUGGUCGCUGUUCAGGCGUCACUUGCAGCAAACCCUCACCUACUGGAGCGUGUUCUUCAGCGUCGGUUUGUGCGUCGCCUUUCUGGGACCCACCAUCCUGGACCUGCGCUGUCAGACCCAGUGCACCUUGCAGCAGAUCACCUGGGUCUUCUUCUCGCAGCAGUUCUUCCUGCUGGUGGGCAGCAGCGUGGGAGGAUUUUUCAGUAAAACCCUGCUGUCCUCCUUGUCAGCCCUCUUCACCUCCACUCUGAUCAUCUCACUUGUAUUUACCAUCAUACCACUGUGCCACCAUGUGAUCCUGCUGUCCAUUGCUAUGGGAGUGGCUGGAAAAGCCAUGGGUGUCAUAGACACCAUUGGGAACCUGCAGCUGGUGAAGCUCUACCAGAAGGACUCAGCCGUCUUCCUGCAGGCUUUGCAUUUCUUCAUAGGCCUUGGAGCACUGGUCAGCCCCCUCGUGGUUGAUCCAUUCCUGGCCGAUGACAGCUGUGUCCUUUCAGCCAACUGGACUGCCAACUCAUCAUCCCCAGACCUCGAGCACCUGCGAAACACCCUGGCUGGGCACGGGGCUGCGCUGCACAACACCUCCCAGUACCCACUAUACACCGAUGGUGUUGUCGUCACCAGGGUGUCGUAUGCUUUCUGGAUCAUGGCCAUUAUGAAUCUCCCUGUGCCAACAGCGGUCCUUGCAUUGGUGUUCCAUGAAAGACUGGUGUCCUGCUCCAGGAGCAGCCCCCCUCUGCUGGACAAGGAACUUGACAGUUCCACGUCAGCCAAGGACGAUGUUCAAGGACAUGGGGGAGUCUUCGACUGCUGUAGGCCUGAAAUUCUCCGAGGUCAACCUGCUACUUUCUUCGUCAUUCAUGCCCUAGGCGGAGCAAUUGUUUUCAUUACCGACGGAAUUAUAGGCUCCUAUGCUGGUUUUGUCUACACCUACGCGGUCUCCCCUCCUCUGCUGAUGGGCCACAAGACAGCAGGCUGUCUGGACAGCGUAUUUUGGGCCUCAGUCACAGCAGGAAGACUAUCUUUCAUCUUCCUCUCCUACAAAUACACAGCACCUCUGCUGCUCUCAAUUUGCCUGGUAUGACCACACAUUGAAAUCCUCUCUGGAAUGAAGCAAAGUAACUUUUGACUUCACAAAGCUAAUAUGAAGUCCGGCAAAGGUCUGGCAGGCUACUUAAACUCAAAUAUUUGAAGUGGGUGGGAAUGUAAAUACUGGAAUUAGGUGUCACAGGAUGUGAUAUUUGAGCUAAACAGUGUAUACAUACAGGCUCAGCAUCUUAUUAAGAAGACACCUGUCCCAGCCAUAUCUGUUUUCUUCUCAUAACUGCUGAAAACCUGGAUAGUGGCUGAGUCACUCAUUAAUGAGCAGAUGUCAGCCAGUCACACAGUGACAUUUCGGUGGUGGAUUGUUCCAAGGCACAAAGACUAUACGGUACAGGUGUGUGCUUCAGUAAACUUAAAAUAGCUUGGACAUUUUAUUAAGUGAGAUUCUGUCAAGUUAUCGUUGUGGCAGAAACAUGUCAAAUCAUUGUCAGCUUGUUGGAGGCUAAAAAAAUGCUUGGAGUGGUAAAAGCUGUCUGUUUGAGCUGACGUUAGCAACAACUCAAACUGAACCUCCAUAUCAGAUACAACGCUAUGUCAACAUACAUAGUCUACAAUUUCACAAAGGACAUCAAGUUUUGUGCUGGCUUGUUAAAGGUCAUGACUGCACUGUAUAAACUGUUUUAUGUUGUUGAUAUUGCUGCAUAUGUAAAUUCUAAGAUUUUAAUUUAAAGAAAGAAUGUUAGUGUCAGGGUGCAAUCCUGCCUACUGCACCCUGAACCUUCUGCCCCAGUGUACCAUGUAAGCUUUCUGCUAUGUUGCUGGUUCUCCCUGAUGUGCUGCUGACUCUCUUGCAACCUCAAGCUUUCCAGUGCUCCAAGUGACCUCUGUUUUGAGCUGCUGGUUCUCCUGCUACCCCUGCGUUUUCUCACCUGCUCUGGAGGCUUCCUGGUUCCUGCAGCACAGCACCUGCAGCUCUACAGCUCUCCACCUGCUCCAGCCCAGUAAAGACUCAGGUUCUCAUCCUCCACAACUCACCUUCUUUAAAAAAAUCUCUAACAGUGCUCAGUGUGUGUGGUUGUGUCCGGGUUCAUGAAGACAAUACAUGACAUUACAGACCGGCCAGAGAUGAACCCGACACACACGCUGAGCCUUGAGUCUCUGUUUAUGGAGCUCAGGAGGGUGCUGGAUAUUUGUGCCGCCUUUGAUCCGCCAUGGGCUCGGCUGAAAGCGGUGGAGAUUCUGUGGAACCAGUGGGGAGACAAAAUCCCGCUUCUGUCCACUCUGGGUGUUGAAAGAAGAGAAUGGAAUGGAUCCAAGCAACAGCCCGCGCCCAGUCUCUCCACAGGCUGCCACCACCUAGACCUCCGCCCACUAGUCUGUCCACCUCCACUGCCUUCUUCACCGCUACUGCAGUACCUGCCUCUCCCACCGCUGCUGCUGCACCUGCUGAUGCACCUGCUGCUACUGUCUCCACCGCAGCUCCCGCCACCUCACUGACCGCACCAGCCUCAACUCUGCCGCCGGGGUCCUCCUGACGCAAACGCUGGGCUCGCCGGCGCAGGAUCUCUUCCGAGAUGCAGCCUGGCUCUUCUGCUGUAACCACACCAACUGCGGCCGAUGUCACCUUCCUUUCUGGAUAGAGCACCCCACCUCCAUGAAGAUCAGCUGUGGGACUUUUUCUACGGGGACAGGGACGUGUUGGUCCGCCCCUGUUCCCGCUGACGAGAGUCCCGCAGCCUACGAGGACCGGGUGCACACCACCUCGCCGGCCGCCUCAGAAGUUCCAGCUGUGCACGCCAUGACCCAAGUCUGCGUGGGUGCACACACUCCAGCUUCACCGGCCGCCUCAGGAGAUCCCGCUGCACAUGCUGCGGCCCAAGCCUGCGUGGGUGUGCAUAGCUCUGCUCCGCCAAAAGACCCCGUCCUGCUCCACCGGCCGCCGAAAGACCCCGUCCUGCUCCACUGGCCGCUGAAAGACCCCGUCCUGCUCCGUCCUAGCUCUCCGUAGUUUCUGUUUGUUCUGGCUUCCCCUUGUUUCCCAGUUGUUCUAGUUCUCCUGAGUCCUCCUAGUUGCUAUGGUGUUUAGAUUUUUCUUUUCCUGACGUAUUAGACGCCCUCUGAUUCCUGGCAUUGUCUCUGUUCCCUGGCGUAUUAGACCCCCUCCGUUACCCUGGCGUUUAGAUUUACUCGGUUUCCCGGCGUGUUGGACGCCCUUUGGUUCCCAGCCUUUUGGAUUUUUUUCUGUCUCCCUCGGUUUUUGAUAGUUCUCUGGUCCCUGGCGUGUUAGGACACCCUCCGGUCCCUGGCGUGUUAGGACGCCCUCUGGUCCCUGGUGUUUUAGAUGUUCUCGUUUUAUGCGCCCGGCGUUUCCCUUGCACCCCGGCAUUUCCCCUGGCGUUUUCGCAUGCCUGUCCUUCCCUCUGGCAUUUUCGUACGCCUGUCUUUCCCUCUGGCGUAAGUAUGCCUGUUCUUCCCCCUGGCGUUUCCGGUGCAUUAGUUGUGCGCCAGCGUUUUGGUACGUCUGAGCCCUGAUAUUUCCUGGCUUUUGGAAGCCAGUGUUGCCAAAUUUUGCGGGAGCUGCAAGCAACCAGCUGUAUUACCUCUAAUUUAUAAACAGUAUAAAUGAUCAUGCCCAAAGUCACUGAUAAUAAAUGGACCUGGCAACACAGCUAGAAGCCUGGAGUACAGUGCUGAGCAUUUCUGGGGGUUCCUUUUGCCCUCUAGAAAUGGUCAUUAUUUUACAAAUGUGCAAUAAGUCAUGACGUUUUGGGUUACAUCUUGUUAUAACAUCAAUAAUAUCAUAUAUAUUUAAUGUCUACUAUUUUAUAAUUGAAAGCAUAGAUGAACAUUGGUUUCAUCAUUGCUACAAGAAACUACAUCGCUACAACAAGUUUUUCCUAUUUUAUACAUCCUGGUUAAACGUUCGUCGAGGAGUACCAUAGGGCACACAGGGAGUGCCGCGUAGUGUUUUGUAUGAAAGUGUUGUAGCUGAGCUUUUGUGUUGCUGCAUGGCAACACAGGGCCCUUUGUUUUAGUCUAGUCUCCUUCACCCUAUUUCUAAGGGAGAGCCCAGACACACUACGGAGAAAACUCAUUUCGGCCACUUGUAUCCGGGACCUCGUUCUUUCGGUCAUGACCCAAAGCUCAUGACCAUAGAUGAGGGUAGGAACAUAGAUUGACCGGUAAAUCGAAAACUUUGCCUUUUUGCUUAGCUCUCUGUUCACCACAAUGGACCGGUACAGCACCCGCUUCAUAGCAGACGCAGCACCAAUACA
This is a messenger RNA of Fundulus heteroclitus (mummichog), 4624 nucleotides long. RefSeq names its product major facilitator superfamily domain-containing protein 4A-like. The transcript is spliced from 6 exons. The record is from RefSeq and is a predicted model, not a curated record. Lineage: Eukaryota; Metazoa; Chordata; Actinopteri; Cyprinodontiformes; Fundulidae. Bases 283 to 1389 code for a protein of 368 amino acids.